UGUCAAGUUUGGUCAUGUUCGGGCAUUUCUGUGGCACACAGUCCCAAUGCACACCCUUAUUUCCCGGCCGCAGUAAAGCUCAUCUGUCAGGACUUGGGCUUUGGAACGGAAGGGUUUGAGGUUAGGGUUGGAGGACCGCUGCGGACAAGAAAAAAAGGCAACUCGACUUUGCAGCGGGGGCCUGUUUGCUCCCUGACGGCAGUCAAGGUCAAAUAAAAAUACGACUCCUGUCCGACUCAUCGAAUGCUGCCAUCUCUGUCGUUGCUUCUCUUUAUCCGUGUAUACACAACAUCUUUCCCACAUGAUAUUUGGUCGGCGUCUAUUAUGUAAACGCAUCAGGGCCACAAGCACGCAUUCGCUUCGCUUACGUGCUCCCAGACAUGAGAUUCCAAACAUGGAGCCGACGAGUGCCAUCAGGAGAAAAGCCGUAGCCCGUCAACAUACGGCCGAAGUCAUGAUCGCUGGAGAACAACUCAGGUACGAUGGAAAGUGCGGCCACGGCGCCGAGGCGUGUCCAAAUGAGACUGGGUGGUGUGAACUUCCUUCAAGGUUGAGGCUUCACGAUGGAAAACUGAUCAAGGACAGACGGUACCACCUACGGACAUACCCCAACUGCUUUGUAGCGGAGGAGCUCAUCGACUGGCUGGUGAACCACGAGGAGGCACCGGAUCGGGCAACGGCCGUCCGUCUGAUGCAGCACCUCAUGGACCGGGACGUUGUUCACCACGUUUGUGAUAAGAGGUCUGAAUUCAAGGAUGCCAAACUGCUUUAUCGUUUCCGCAAAGACGACGGCACAUUUCCCUUCAACAAAGAAGUGAAACUCUUCAUGAGAGGACAACGACUGUAUGAACACCUUAGCGGGGACAAGAGCUCCAUUCUGCAGCAGCGAGAGGAGUGCGGCGUUGUGUAUCAGCGCUCCUUUCCUGGCUGCCAGCUGAUUGAUUGGCUGCUUCAAAACGGAGAGGCAGCGAGCCGGUGCCAGGGCCUGGAGCUGUGCUGCGCUUUACAAGAGCACGGCAUCAUGCAGCACGUGGCCCAGAAACACGAUUUCUUUGACAGCGGACUCCACUAUCAGUUCUGCAUCAAUUUCCGGCGCAGACGACGCUUGUCCGAACUGCUGGGUGAACGGGAGCGGGAUGGUGAUCACGGCGCAGUGUGGUCAACAGGAGAAGACAGCCACCCUGACCGCGCAUUGGUUCCGCUCGAAAAUGCAGCCCGGGAGGCUGCCGCUGGUUUCCGGUCAGCGGGAGCCAGUCCAGACCUGAAACACGUGAGUGCCGGCCGACGAGGCAGCUUGGAUUCCCCUCCGCUUGACUCGGCAGGAUUGGGUCCAAUUGUUCGUCUGUCUUCGACCCCGGUCAUUCGAAGCAAUCCAAAAUCAGUUCUGAAAAGACAUUUUACUUGUGAAGAGUUGCUGGCACCAGGAGCACACUUCACCAAGAGAGUGUUGACGGUGACAAGUGACGCACUCGGCUGGGGUUUUGUCAUUCGAGGCGUGGCUCCUUGUUAUGUGCAAGCCGUUGACCCCGGAAGCCCUGCAGCAGCUGCUGGAGUAAAGGGUAUGAAUGUCAUGAACAUAGCAGUGGAAUAAAAAUGACAACAUAUGACUCAGUGAAA
Messenger RNA from Hippocampus comes (tiger tail seahorse), 1617 nucleotides. Its product is annotated as DEP domain-containing mTOR-interacting protein. Gene Ontology annotation, cellular component: plasma membrane. The transcript has 7 exons. The coding region runs from base 302 to 1591 and encodes 429 amino acids. Gene Ontology annotation, molecular function: guanyl-nucleotide exchange factor activity; protein binding; GTPase activator activity. Gene Ontology annotation, biological process: regulation of signaling; G protein-coupled receptor signaling pathway; intracellular signal transduction. The record is from RefSeq and is a predicted model, not a curated record. NCBI's taxonomy places the organism in Eukaryota, Metazoa, Chordata, Actinopteri, Syngnathiformes, Syngnathidae.